GUAAACAAUGUGUCACGGUGAAUGUGUGCACAGUUUAGUUUGUAAAGCUGGUUAAAGUUAAUGAAGCAAAAGGUGAAACAGAAGAGGGGAUGAUGAAAUAAUCUCUGACCUCUACCCAGACUUUCCUCUAAAGGCAUAAAAGAAACAGUCACCUCUUCAAAUAAAGGUGUGUCCUACAGAAGUGUGUGACAGGUGAGCUGAAGAAUGGCUGAAUUUAAUAAUCUAAUCUAAUCUGACUGAAAGGAAACUUCUAUUCAUUUUAAAGUGUUCUGAAGCAUCUGAUUUUAUUAUCCUGCUUGAUUUAAGAUCAGAUUUUUUUACCUCAUGUUUUUGUUGUUUCAUUUUCAAACACCCUGCGAUGGACCUCAGCCUCUGUAGUGUUUUUUUUAAGAGGGGCGGGGUGAUAAACAAAGAGCAGGGAGGAGCAAUUACAACCUUAUGUGUAUAUGAGGCACAGAGCGAGGGGAAGUAAACGCUGUGCAGUUCAGGUUUGUGAUAGUUUACUUAAAGCUCCUCCGUCAUGAGUUCAGGAGAAACUACAACAGUGAAGUCUGAGGAAGCAGCAGCAGCAGUCGGUGGGGCAGACACGGCUGCAGGCAAGAAGAAGUGGAAGUGUCCUAAGGGGGACCACCAUGUCCACAGAGAGGACCUAAAGAAGGUUUGGAAAGAGUGUCAGGAAGAGAGCUUCUGGUACAGAGCUCUCCCUCUCUCUCUGGGGAGCAUGACUGUCACCGGCGGCCUCAUCUACAAAAACGUUUGGAAAGCCUCAAAGUCAUUUGGUCCUUUCCCUAAACUGGCAGUCGCUGGGAUCCUCGGUUACGCGGUGGGGAAAGCAUCUUAUAUGCCGACUUGUCGAAGCAAGUUUCAGGACCUUGGCAUUAAGGAUGGACCUGGAUUUGGGCCCUGGUCUGAGGGAGGUCGUGAAGGCGGUGGACCUUGGAAAUCUCGUCAUGGACACAGAUCCUGUCACCAUGUGUGUGAAGAAUGUAAGAAGAAAGAUGAAGCUGCACCUGCACCUGCAGAGAAAGUCUAAAGCCUCAUCAGAUCCAUCAAAGACGGACUCUCAGCGCGGGCUGCAGCUUUUAUUCUUCUGUAAUGUUAUAAAUUCUGCAUUUCUCCAAAGUAUCUGCCUGAUAUAGUGUACAGUACAUACUACACAUUUUCAUACCCUAGAAACAAUGCACAGUCCUGGCACUAGAGGGAGCUGCUGUACCUUGUUGCCGUGAAUCCUUGUGUAAAGUAUUUCCAGUUUGAACAAGCAAAAGAAAAAAAGUACACAUGCAGGAACAUAAACAUUUAUUUUCAAAGAAA
Messenger RNA from Notolabrus celidotus (New Zealand spotty), 1311 nucleotides. RefSeq names its product OCIA domain containing 2 (gene ociad2). The record is from RefSeq and is a predicted model, not a curated record. Bases 521 to 1033 code for a protein of 170 amino acids. Gene Ontology annotation, cellular component: mitochondrial inner membrane. The transcript has 7 exons. NCBI's taxonomy places the organism in Eukaryota, Metazoa, Chordata, Actinopteri, Labriformes, Labridae.